Molecule: messenger RNA, 867 nt
Organism: Hirsutella rhossiliensis
Lineage: Eukaryota; Fungi; Ascomycota; Sordariomycetes; Hypocreales; Ophiocordycipitaceae
Product: yip1 domain-containing protein
Exons: 3
Coding region: 1-867 (288 amino acids)
Biological process (GO): vesicle-mediated transport
Cellular component (GO): Golgi apparatus; membrane
Molecular function (GO): small GTPase binding
Source: RefSeq, a predicted model, not a curated record
AUGUCGGGGUCCGGAUACGAUGCCGUGGUGGACGUGGAUGACGAGGGCGACCUCGGCCACACCGAUCUCCAAGAGGACCUCGAAUUCCACAACUCAAACUUCCACGAGUCGGCGGCGGGCGGCCGCAAAGGUCGCCCGGCGUCGAGCCUGCCGCCGCCCGUGACGGCGCCCUCGUCGUCGUCGCCCAAGCGCUUCCUGUGGACCCUCUCCUUUUACGGACAGUUCUUCGACGUCGACACGUCUGCGGUGCUAUCGCGGUGCUGGGCUGCUCUCUUCCCCCGAGCCAACUUCCUCGACGUACUCGAGGGCAACCCCGAUCUCUACGGGCCCUUUUGGAUCGCAACAACCGUUGUCUUGAUCCUGUUCCUCGGCGGCACAAUCAGCAAGUACUUGGCGGCGACAAGGUCUACGCCUUUUGCCUAUGACUUUAGGCUCCUGAGCGGUGCUGCUGGCCUCAUCUAUGGAUACACGCUUUUCAUCCCCAUGGCUCUCUUCCUCGCCCUCAGAUACUUUGGCAGCGAGUUGGCCAACCUCCUCGAAUGCUGGACCCUGUACGGCUACGCCAACUUGAUCUGGAUCCCGGUUGCCAUCAUCAGCUGGUCGCCCAUUGAGAUUCUUAACUGGGUCUUCGUGGGCGUCGGUUUCGGCCUGUCCGUCGCCUUCCUCGUCCGCAACAUGUACCCCGUCUUGAGCGCGACCGACUUCCAGGUCAGCAAGGUGCUCCUCAUACUCGUGGUGCUCCUCCACGCCGCCCUGUCACUCACCAUCAAGAUCCUGUUCUUUGCCCACGGCAGUCCGGUGGCCAGGGCCCCUGGCGAGGGCGGUCCCGACAAUCAGACGGGCGAGAAGACGCCAAGUAUGUUUUAG